This is a messenger RNA of Neltuma alba, 1077 nucleotides long. Its product is annotated as thioredoxin-like protein HCF164, chloroplastic. Bases 235 to 858 code for a protein of 207 amino acids. The transcript is spliced from 2 exons. The record is from RefSeq and is a predicted model, not a curated record. Gene Ontology annotation, biological process: cell redox homeostasis. NCBI's taxonomy places the organism in Eukaryota, Viridiplantae, Streptophyta, Magnoliopsida, Fabales, Fabaceae.
GCCUGCGAACAAGCAUUCUACACUCCGUUGGACGCCGUCUAACGUUGUCCGCUUCGAACCCUAGGGGUUUGUCUACUCCCAAAAUCCUGUGGGAUUGGCUUUGAGUCUGGUUGAAUUUGUUCCCGCGUCAUCUGUUAUCUGCGUAGUUGUUCCCCGCUGAGUGUAAUAUGGUAGGAAUUCGUUAUUUUCAUUCGCAUUUGUUCAUUUUAAACUGUCCCUGAUACUGGGCGGGCAAUGGGUUUGAUGCCUAAGCAACCUGUGUUUUGCCUAAAAUUGCCAUGGGAUGUCAAUCAAAGUAACAAAACUUCUGACGCUUGCAACUUUGAUGGUCCUUGGCUAUUCAAGUCAAUCCAAAAUCUUGGAUCAAUUGCUUUCAAGUUUGCCAAUUCACUUGCAAAAUCUCCAAGUUCUCCGAUGAUUUCUCUCAAUCCCUUGCAAUUGGAUGAGAAAACCAAGGGGAGGCAGAAAAUGACUCCAAUUGAGCAAGGGGAGGCAGAGCAGAGAGCUUUUGCCUCUGCUCUAGCCAGUGGGAAGGAGGCUACAGUGAUUGAGUUCUACUCUCCCAAAUGCAGGCUUUGCAAUUCUUUGCUUAAAUUUGUUUCUGAGGUAGAGACACGGAAUUCUGAUUGGCUCAAUAUUGUCAUGGCUGAUGCUGAGAAUGAGAAAUGGCUACCUGAGCUCCUUAAUUACGAUGUGAGGUAUGUUCCAUGCUUUGUGCUUCUUGACAAAAAAGGAAGGGCCCUUGCAAAAACAGGUGUUCCACACAGUCGUUUACAUGUAAUAUCAGGUCUAUCCCAUCUUCUCAAAAUGAAGCGUCCUCUUCAACAAAAUCAAGGAUCAAGGCAGAUUGAUGCAUGAUUAUAAGACAGCACAUACUAUUAUUUGUAUCUGCUGUAUUGUUACUUUGUUAAUGCCCCGAAUACCUUUUUUGAAACGAUUCUCUGAGUGUCUGAUAAUAUUAGAAUAAUGUAUUUGGUUAGUUAUACUAAUUGUAAGUGUUUGAUAUUAUUGUCAGUAGCUUAAAUUAUCUUGAUCAAAACAACAUCAAAUAAUGGAAUCUUGAUGUGAGUUUUCGCA